UUUCCUGUGACUUACAACACGUAGUUUCCUCAAACAAACUUAGUUUUGUACAUUGCCAAACUUAUGUAGGUGGAGCUCAUCAUUUUUUCAGGUUAAAAUCUUAAGAGUUGGAGGAUUGCAAAAGAAUAAUGAGUUAUGGUAACAGUGAAUCUGAAAAGUUCAUAUUAGUUCAGUUAACAGUUAACAUAUUGCUCAGAAGUUGAACUAUGAUGAGAAACAAGGUGUGGCACAGAAAACCAUGAAGAAGAAAGAACAUCAUGAUCCUCUGAUGGAUCUUUAGAUGACAUGGAGAAACUGUGUUUCCAGAACCAACACUUCCAGUCAUAAACUCAUUCUGUUCACAGCAUGAAGUUAAAAAAACAUGAAUGUACCAAUUAGUUGAAAUGGAUGUAAUGAUUCAUGUAAGUCUUGUCUAUGUAACACAUGCCUGGAUUUGUGAAUUUUUAACUUUGUCCUUGCUUAUCUUCAGGUCACAGUUUAUUGAGUACAUUAUUGCACUAAUUAGUGCAGCAGGUCUGCUGCUGGUUCAUGCAGACUGAAAAAUCAGGACUCAACUUUGACACAGAUCAAUGUGCCAGCUGUUUAAGAAAUCAUUAACUAUCUGCGUUGUUUGAACUUCUCCUCCAUUUGUCCAGCCAAACUAAUCCGAUUCUCAGUUGUUUUCCUUUCCAGUGCUCACUCCGACUGCCAGGACCUGAUCUGGAGCUCUGGACCUUUUCAGAGUCAUGGGGGUUUUAGAUGUUUUCCUCCAGCUCUCCUCCACCUCUUGGUUGGUGGCUCUGGCUGUCCUGCUGCUGGUCUAUUUCAUUUCCUCCAGCUUUAGUUCUGGAAAACCUGGGAAGGAGCCGCCGGGACCGAGACCACUUCCUCUGAUUGGAAACCUUCUGCAGAUUGACCUGAGCAGACCGUACCACACGUUCCAGGAGUUUUCUAAGAAGUAUGGAUCAGUCUUCACUGUGUAUCUUGGGCCCCAAAAAGUGGUGGUUCUGACCGGAUACCAGACGGUGAAGGAGGCUCUGGUUCAGCACGACGAGGAGUUUGGAGACCGGGAUUCAUUUCAGAUUUUACGUGACUUCAACGACGGGCAUGGGGUUUUGUGGUCGAACGGUGACUCUUGGAGAGAAAUGCGACGCUUUGCUUUGGUAAACCUCAGAGACUUUGGGAUGGGCAAGAAGGCGUGUGAAGACAAAAUCAUUGAGGAGUGUCAGCAUCUCAUUGAGGUUUUUAAGGAUUUCAAAGGAAAACCUUUUGACACAACGCAGCCAACUAACUACGCCGUCUCCAACAUCAUCUGCUCCAUGGUUUACGGCAGCAGAUUCGAAUACAGUGACCCAGAGUUCACAACAAUGGUGGAUCGAACCAACAGGAACGUCCUGCUCACCGCUUCUCUGUCCAUUCAGCUGUACAACAUGUUUCCACGCCUCUUUAAAUGGGUCACAAAGAGGAAGGAGUUCAUAGAAAUGGUUGCAGCCAAUCAGAAACAGAACUUCGCCCUCUUCAGGCGGUUAAAGGAGACGCUGAACCCGGACAUGUGCAGAGGCUUCGUGGACGCCUUUCUGGUUCGCAAGCAGAACCUGGAGGCAUCUGGUAAUAAAAACAGCCACUUCCACAAUGACAACCUGUUAAUGACGGUCACAAACUUAUUCAACGCCGGGACUGAAACAACAUCCACCACUCUGAGAUGGGGGCUUCUCCUCAUGGCCAAAUAUCCAAAGAUACAAGACCGGGUCCAGGAGGAGCUGAGGAGGGUGAUAGGAGAUCGGCAGGUUCAGGUUUCAGACAGGAAGAGUCUGCCGUUCACCGACGCCGUGAUCCACGAGACACAAAGACUGGGCAACAUCGUUCCCACCUCGCUGCCUCACAGAACCAGCAGAGACAUCACGUUCCACGGUUACUUUAUCAAGAAGGGAACCACAGUCUAUCCCGUCCUGGCUUCCGUCCUGCAUGAUCCCAGUGAGUGGGAGAAACCCCACAGCUUUCAUCCUGCUCACUUUCUGGACAAAGAUGGCAAAUUUGUAAAGCGUGACGCCUUCCUGCCGUUUUCUGCCGGUCGCAGGAUCUGCCUCGGAGAGAGUUUAGCCAGGAUGGAGCUGUUCAUGUUCUUCACCACCCUGCUGCAGCACUUCCGCUUCACUCCGGCACCGGGAGUCAGAAAAGACGACCUGGACCUGACGCCACGCGGAGGCAUCACUCUCAGCCCUGCACCUCAUCAACUGUGUGCUGUUUCUCAGAUGUGAAGGAGAAUCAACUGUUUAUGCAAAGCCUUAUUUUAUGAACCUUUAUGUCUAGAGAACAAUCUCAAAAACUAUGUUUGUGAAACAGACACUGUUCAUGCUUAUUAAUCAAUGAAUGAAAAUCAUGCAAUGAGUCUAAAUAAGUAAUAAAAAAGGAUUUUAGUUAAAUGUUUCAUGACAUGUGGCUAAGCUAAGCUUAUCCCAGAAUGUGAUAAACCAGCAAAAAGAUUAGAAUUACAAAGAAGAAUCAAAA
This is a messenger RNA of Poecilia latipinna (sailfin molly), 2487 nucleotides long. Its product is annotated as cytochrome P450 2K1-like. Gene Ontology annotation, cellular component: intracellular membrane-bounded organelle; cytoplasm. Gene Ontology annotation, biological process: xenobiotic metabolic process. The coding region runs from base 726 to 2237 and encodes 503 amino acids. Lineage: Eukaryota; Metazoa; Chordata; Actinopteri; Cyprinodontiformes; Poeciliidae. The transcript has 9 exons. Gene Ontology annotation, molecular function: oxidoreductase activity, acting on paired donors, with incorporation or reduction of molecular oxygen, reduced flavin or flavoprotein as one donor, and incorporation of one atom of oxygen; heme binding; iron ion binding. The record is from RefSeq and is a predicted model, not a curated record.